AUGAGCUACAACCUUUUUCUCCUGGCUUUUGUCCUGGGCAUGACUGGAACCUUCCACUAUGGAUUGCAGGUCUCCAUUAUCAAUUCUCCUGCUGAGUACAUCCAAAGUUUCAUCCGUGAGACCUGGCUGAAGAGAUAUGGCUCCUCUCCCAGUGCAGAGAUGAUCACUUUGAUGUGGUCCCUCAUUGUGUCCAUUUACAGCAUUGGUGGGCUCCUGGGAUCCUCAUCUGCUGGGUAUUUGUCUGUUAGAUUUGGAAGGAAGAAGGCCAUGCUGCUUGCCAACAUCCCUGCUCUGCUGGGUGCAGCUCUGAUGGGACUCAGCCGGCUCUGUGGAUCUUUUGAGAUGAUCAUUGCUGGAAGGUUAUUUUCUGGAGUCUGUGGAGGUUUAACUCAGAAUGUCCAUAUCAUGUACGCUGGGGAAUGUGCCCCACGGAAGCUCCGCGGGCUGAUUGCCAUAACAGCUUCUACCUUCUCUGCUAUGGGAAAAUUUGUAGGAUUUGCUCUGGGUCUCAGAGAAGUUCUUGGCGUGGAGGCUCUCUGGCCAAUUCUCCUGGCAGCCAAUGCAGUCCCUGCCCUUGCUCAGCUUCUCACCCUCCCCUUCUUCCCAGACUCUCCCCGCUACCUGCUCAUUGACCAAAAGGACAAGGAGGGAUGCAUCAAAGCCGUGAAGCAGCUCUGGGGGGAUGGGGACCAUCUGGCUGAAAUAAAUGACAUGAUGUCAGAGCAGAGAGCCAUCGGUGGGGAGAAGGUGAAGAGCGUUUGGGACCUGCUGCGGGACAGAGCCGUGCGCUGGCAGCUCAUCACUCUGCUCCUCGUGGUCUCCUGCAUCCAGCUCGUCGGGGCCAACGUGAUUUACUCUUAUGCAUACAGUAUCUUUACAAAGGCUGGAAUCCCCCCUGCUCAAACCCAUUAUGUCUCCCUGGGGAUUGGGACCACUGAGAUCUUCUCCACAGUUCUAUGUGGCUUCCUCAUCGAGCGUGCAGGGAGGAAGACACUGCUGUGGAAAAACUACACAGUGAUGGCCUUGGCUCUAGGGCUCCUCACAGUCACGCUCUCACUGCAGGACUCCUUUUUCUGGGUACCAUACUGCUCUGUUACACUUGUCUUUAUUUUCAUCAUGAGCUUUGGCAUUGGGCCAGGUGGAGUAGCAUGCCCCUUGAUCACAGAAAUAUUUAUUCAGUCAUACAGACCAGCUGCUUAUGUUUUUAAUGGUGUUAUAAACUGGAUCCAACUCUUCAUCCUUGGACUUGUGUUCCCUUUCAUUGUGGAAGGUCUUGGUAAUUUCUGUUUCAUCAUUUUCCUGACAUACUGUCUGUCCAUGGCUAUUUUUGUAUUCCUGGUGCUGCCAGAGACCAAAGGAAAGACCAUGCUGCAGGUCAAGGAGGAGUUCAACUGCCUCAACUACCGUGGAAAGAAGGGGCAGGCAGCCCUACAGCAGAGAAAGUGCUCAGUGGUGACUGUUACUAGGGCAGGGUUUCAAGGGGAAAUGCCUGGUUUCCUCUCAGACCUGGUUCAAUACCGGAGGCUGCUGCUAAUGAUUGUGCUGCUGGGAAUUGGUGGAACCCACCUCUCUGGUUUUCAAAUGUCUGUCAUCAAUUACACUUCUCUGUACAUUCAGAAGUUUGUCAACGAAACUUGGCUGGAGCGAUACGGUUCUGUGCUGCCUCAGGAGACCCUGAUGCUACUGUGGUCCCUCAUCGUGUCUGUGUACUGCAUGGGUGGGAUGACAGGGUGUCUGUGCAGUGGGUACCUGACUGCAAAAUUUGGAAAGAAGAAAAGUCUGCUGCUCAACAACGUGGUGCUAAUAACAGCAGCGCUGCUCACUGGCUUCAGCAGGAGAGCCAAGUCCUUUGAGAUGAUCCUGGCUGGGCGCUUCCUCGAGGGCAUCGCUGCUGGAAUACAUAUGAAUACCCAUGUUCAGUAUGCUGGAGAGAUCUCACCUAAGAAGCUUCGUGGAUUUAUAAACGUGACCUCCACAGUGUUUCUUGCACUAGGAAAAACUGUAGCACGAAUUCUUGGAUUAAGAGAACUUUUAGGAACUGAAGAUAUGUGGAACGUGCUAUUGUCCUUCUCUGGGCUGGUGGCAUUGAUUCAACUGAUCUUUUUGCCAUUCUUUCCUGAGUCCCCACCCUAUCUCUUCCUGCAAAAAGAAGACAAAGCUGGUUGCUUGAAAGCCAUGAAGCAACUCUGGGGAGAAGGGAAUUACCACACAGAAUUUGAUGACUUGAUGAAGGAAAAGGCUAUAACAAAAGGCACCAAAAUCAUGAAUGUCCUAGAGGUGCUGAGAGAACGAUCUGUGCACCCACAGCUGUGUACCAUGCUCCUCCUUUUGCUGAGCCUGCAGCUCUGUGGCCUGAGUGCAAUCACCUUUUACACCUCAGAAAUUUUUGAAACAGCCAACCUGCAGGAAAGCAUAAUCCCAUAUGUAUCAGUAGGAGUUUCAAUCUCUGAACUCAUCUCUAUCAUAUUCUGUAGCUCCAUAAUCGAUCAGUUUGGAUGCCGAGUUCUCCUGUGUGGUGGUUAUUUGCUGAUGGCACUGAUCCUGGUGUUGCUUGAAACAAGCCUUCUGCUGAGUGAUCAGUUCCUGUGGUUGCGGUACUGCAGUGUUAUUCUCAUCUUUCUGUUCAUCUUUGCUUAUGGACUAGGACCAGCUGGAGCUGUUAUGGCUGUCAUGAACGAAAUCUUCACCCUCUCAACAAGGGCCUCUGCUUUUGUAAUUGGUGGAAUCGUCAUUUGGCUAGGCCUCACCUUCACUGGAAUGAUUUUCCCCUUUGCUGUAAUGCUUCUUGGUCCUUUUUGCUUCCUCAUCUUUGUUGCUGUCCUGGUCAUUUCAGUGGUUCUUAUCUACCUGCUCCUCCCAGAAACAAAAGGGAAGUCAACCUCUGAAAUCACAGAAAAAUUCAAAACCUGCCGGUUUAAGAGGAAACGUCAUCAGGCUGUGGAGAUGAAUGCUGCUGAAGAAAAGACAUUUUGCACCAAGCUCUGAUAAACCACCAUAAAUAAUUUCCACUGUU
Vidua chalybeata is the source of this 3013-nucleotide messenger RNA. RefSeq lists its product as uncharacterized. The transcript is spliced from 23 exons. Gene Ontology annotation, biological process: monosaccharide transmembrane transport. Gene Ontology annotation, molecular function: hexose transmembrane transporter activity. Gene Ontology annotation, cellular component: membrane. The record is from RefSeq and is a predicted model, not a curated record. Lineage: Eukaryota; Metazoa; Chordata; Aves; Passeriformes; Viduidae. The coding region runs from base 1 to 2985 and encodes 994 amino acids.